UUUCCGGACUUUGUAAACUCCACUUCCCAUCAUUCAAUGCGCUGUUUGCUCGACACUGCGUCAAAACCUGCUCUGCUUCAUUGCGACUUUCAUUUUUCUGUCUGUGAGAGAAACAUUUCGCUCUCCGUCCAGGAACUCGAUUAAUCCAUGGCGUCUCCCACUAAUGGCACCGAGGUGAAGCUGAAUCCUGUCCUCCUGCCUCUUAGCUGGCUGCUGGGUACCUGGGAGAGCGAUGAACCCGGAGAAGGAACCUACCCCUCCAUAAAACCGUUCCGCUACACGGAGAAACUGCACUUCAGCCACGUGGGGCAGCCAGUCAUCAACUUUAUGUUCAAUGCGUUUCAUGCUGAAUCCAACAAGCCUCUGCACAGAGAAUGCGGUUUCAUUCGAAUCCAGCCGGGGACCACCAGAGUGGCCUUCAUCAUCGCACAGAACUCAGGUCUGGUGGAGAUUGAAGAGGGGGAGCUGACAGGAAAUCAGCUUAAACUGCAGACCCAAAGUCUGGGCAGAAUCUCUUUUGCCAAAGAGCCUCACGUACAACAGAUUUGCAGAGUCUUGCAGCUUCGACCUGAUGGGAAGCUGGAGCAGACUGUUUCCAUGGCAACAGACAACCAGCCGCUCACUCAGCACUUGCACAUCACUUACAGCCGAUCAGCUUGACCCUACCGGCCGCCAGGCUUGAUAUCCUGCACCUGAAGUCAGAGCAAAGUCUUAUGAGUGUGGGUCAGGGAACCUUUAUUACUCAGGGUGUUUUUUUUUUCUUUUUCUUUCUUUUGUGAAGAUGUGCCUGUUUGUAUUGUUGCUUGUCAAGGUUCUGUGUUGUGUGUAUUCAAAUAAAUUCCUGGUUUGAAUCCAUAUGGUUCUAAGAUAAUAAAGAUACAAAUAGAAA
Messenger RNA from Fundulus heteroclitus (mummichog), 889 nucleotides. RefSeq names its product THAP domain containing 4 (gene thap4). The record is from RefSeq and is a predicted model, not a curated record. NCBI's taxonomy places the organism in Eukaryota, Metazoa, Chordata, Actinopteri, Cyprinodontiformes, Fundulidae. The transcript is spliced from 5 exons. The coding region runs from base 148 to 660 and encodes 170 amino acids.